GAGAGGUUUUUUCCAUGCAUAUUUUGUGGUAAAAUUUUUCGUCACCAACCAAGUUUGAGUCGGCACGUUUCAGCUAAACAUAGAGCUUAUAGAUCAACAUGUCCUAAAUGUGGUCAGAUAUUUUCACACACAAAAGCAAUGGCAGAGCAUCAUACACUGUAUGAAGAUGGUAUAUUAAAAUAUAGAUGUAGUUAUUGUGAUAAAGUUCUCCUCCAUUCAGCCAGUAUACAGAGACAUAUCAAAGAAAAACACUACCAAGUCAAGUAUGACUGUCCUAACUGUGGCAAAAGUUUUUCACAAAAAAAUUAUGUGACAAGACAUUUAAAA
Molecule: messenger RNA, 327 nt
Organism: Lottia gigantea (owl limpet)
Lineage: Eukaryota; Metazoa; Mollusca; Gastropoda; Lottiidae
Exons: 2
Source: RefSeq, a predicted model, not a curated record